UUCUUGCAGGUCAAUGUAAGAGACAAAUAUUUACAUCAUUUGUCACACUGAUUAGCGUUUUUAAAGAAGUCUUAUUAUAGUUGCUAUGGCAAACUCAGAACUCAUGCACAACAUGGGCCCUGACCAGAUUUUGCCUGCCAGCAGUCACAAAGGUUGGGAGGCAAAUUCUGCCGUGACGCUGCAGAUGAAAGCGUCUGGCCCCACGUCAGCCAAACCUAUCUCUGUGUACAGCUUCCUGCAUAAAAUAGCUGAUCAGUACCCCACUCAGAAGGCCCUGGCAGUCAAAAGAGAUGGAGAUUGGAAGUACUGGACAUAUGAAGAAUACUUCAGGGACAGCUGCACCAUAGCUCGAGCUUUCAUCAAACUGGGGCUCGAGCAACAUGGCGGUGUUUGUAUUAUGGGCUUCAAUGCUCCUGAGUGGCUGCUUGCUAACUUUGGAGGCAUUUUUGCUGGAGGCAUCACUGCUGGCGUGUACACCACCAACUCCCCUGAGGCGUGCCUACACCUUGCUAAAGAUUGUCGUGCACAGAUCAUUGUUGUGGAGAAUGACAAAUAUCUGGAGAAAUUCCUGGCUAUCAAGCAGCAACUUCCUGAACUCAAAGCCCUGAUUCAGUGGAGCGGCACCCCCACUGCCCCUGGAGCGCUGUCAUGGCAGGAGCUCCUGCAGCUUGGCUACGAUGAGCCUGAGGAGCCGCUGCAGGAGCGACUCAAGCGCAUGGCGGUCAACCAGUGCUGCACUCUCAUAUACACCUCAGGAACGACUGGCCCUCCUAAAGGGGUGAUGUGCUCUCAUGACAACCUCACCUGGACCGGCCAGCAGUACGGACUGUUCACUUUUGACCUCAAGAUAUGUGAGGAACGCUUCGUGUCAUACCUUCCGCUGAGUCACCUCGCCGCCCAGAUGACGGAGAUCUACAUGGCUGUCAGCAUUGCGGCCACCAUCUACUUCGCCCUCCCUGACGCACUCAAGGGUUCCCUGGGCGUCACCAUGAAGGAGGUGCAGCCCACGGGGUUCCUGGGUGUGCCCCGUGUGUGGGAAAAGAUACACGAGAAGAUGGUGGAGGCUGGGCGCUCCAGCGGGGGCCUGACGCUCCUGGCCGCAGGCUGGGCUAAGUACCACGGCCUCAACUACUACAAGGCCCUGCAGGCAGGCAGGUCGCUCUCUUGGUACGAGUGGCUGCAAUACAACCUCGCCAGGACGCUGGUGCUCAACAGAGUCAAGGAAGCCCUGGGCCUCUACCACGCGCACAACUUCGUGUCCGGCAGCGCACCCAUCGGCCUGGAUGUGCUGGAGUUCUUCCAGUCGCUGGACAUGCCCAUCAUGGAAGGCUAUGGGCUGUCGGAAAGCCUCAGCAUCGGCACCAUGGGACUCCUCAAGACGGGAUAUUUCAAGCCUGGCACCGUCGGCAAGGUGCUGUCGGAGCUGACAUCGAUGAAGCUGCGUCCAAGCGACAUGGCAAACAAGAAGCAGGAAGGCGAGGGCGAGAUUUGCUUCAAAGGCCGCAACGUCUUCAUGGGCUACCUCAACCUGCCUGACAAGACUCACGAGACGAUCGACGAUGAUGGGUGGCUGGCGUCAGGCGACCUGGGGUGGCUAGACGCUGACGGCUUCCUGCACAUCAGCGGCCGAGUAAAGGAACUUGUGAUCACCGCCGGUGGAGAGAACAUCCCGCCUGUCAUUAUUGAGGAGUGCAUCAAGAAGGAGCUGCCCAUCCUGUCCAACGCUAUGGUUAUUGGAGACAGGAGGAAGUUCCUGAGCAUCCUGCUGACCGUCAAGUGCCACAUGGACGAGACGACGGGCGCCCCGCUGGAGACACUCGCCUCGCCCGUCAGGUCCUGGUGCUCGGAGCGCGGCCUUCAGAUCGCAACCGUGGCGCAGUUCAAGAAGGCGUCCGAGGACAGACGAGGCCUCGUGGCCCAGGCUAUCCAAGCGGCUAUUGACAAGUACAACAGGGACCACGCCAUCUCUAAUGCCCAGAAGGUGCAGCGCUGAGAUGCUU
Molecule: messenger RNA, 2000 nt
Organism: Hyalella azteca
Lineage: Eukaryota; Metazoa; Arthropoda; Malacostraca; Amphipoda; Hyalellidae
Product: long-chain-fatty-acid--CoA ligase ACSBG2
Exons: 14
Coding region: 86-1993 (635 amino acids)
Cellular component (GO): membrane; endoplasmic reticulum
Molecular function (GO): long-chain fatty acid-CoA ligase activity
Source: RefSeq, a predicted model, not a curated record